AUUUACUAACCAUGCCAUGGUUCGUCUCCAAGUGGUGGAAGCCGGAGUAGCAGAAUGAGGACGACGCGGCCGAAGCAUAUCUUCAAAGCCCAGGCUCCAGAAGAAGAUGAACUACAAGGAGACCACACUUGCUCAUUGGAAGCUCAAGACGAAGAAGCGUCGUUCAUGGCGCAGAGGUUCCUUCUCUCAAUAUGGAGAAGUUCGAGACGGACGAAAUGGGGCGCCUUCAGGCAUGAGAAUCAAGUAUCAGAAGCAAGGGCUCUCUCAGAGAUUAUUGACAUACUAACACAA
Messenger RNA from Cylicocyclus nassatus, 291 nucleotides. The record is from the annotation of a GenBank genome assembly. NCBI's taxonomy places the organism in Eukaryota, Metazoa, Nematoda, Chromadorea, Rhabditida, Strongylidae.